Molecule: messenger RNA, 1094 nt
Organism: Capsella rubella
Lineage: Eukaryota; Viridiplantae; Streptophyta; Magnoliopsida; Brassicales; Brassicaceae
Product: protein YIF1B
Exons: 5
Coding region: 110-919 (269 amino acids)
Biological process (GO): endoplasmic reticulum to Golgi vesicle-mediated transport
Cellular component (GO): Golgi membrane; endoplasmic reticulum-Golgi intermediate compartment; COPII-coated ER to Golgi transport vesicle
Source: RefSeq, a predicted model, not a curated record
GAUCACACUGUUUGAUUUCUGAGGAGAAUCAAUCAUCCAUUGUUUCCAUUUGAAGAAAGCUCUAACUCUAUCUUCGAAGCUUUUACUCUCUACCUGCUCAUCUCCGGAGAUGUACAAUAACAUGGGACCUCAACCGGGGAUGCCAAGACCUCCAGGAAACCCUGAGCCUGGUCCAUUUGGUAAUCCUUUCACUGGAGCUGGCUCGGGUUUUAUCCGUGGUGGUUUGGGAGCGUAUGGGGAGCGAAUUUUAGGAUCAAGCUCUGAGUAUGUGCAGAGCAAUAUAAGCCGUUACUUCUCUGAUCCGCAAUACUAUUUCCAAGUUAAUGAUCAGUAUGUGAGGAACAAACUGAAGGUUGUUUUGUUGCCUUUUCUACAUCGGGGACAUUGGACCAGAAUAUCUGAACCAGUUGGUGGUAGGCUCUCAUACAAGCCUCCAAUAUAUGAUAUCAAUGCGCCAGACUUAUACAUUCCGUUUAUGGCAUUUGGCACCUACGUUGUUCUUGCUGGCCUUUCAUUAGGACUGAAUGGAAAGUUUACACCAGAAGCUUUGAAUUGGCUGUUUGUGAAAGGAUUGGUUGGUUGGUUUUUGCAAGUGAUGCUCCUGAAAGUAACACUUCUAUCACUUGGUAGCGGAGAGGCGCCAUUACUAGACAUUGUGGCAUACGGAGGCUAUGCUUUUGCUGGUCUAUGUCUUGCGGGGUUUUCCAAGAUAAUGUGGGGAUACUCGUACUACGCAUUGAUGCCGUGGACAUGUCUAUGCACUGGGAUUUUCUUGGUGAAGACGAUGAAACGUGUUCUGUUUGCUGAAGUAAGGAGUUACGAUUCGAGCAAACAUCACUACCUUCUGCUGUUUCUAGCCUUGGUCCAGUUCCCUCUUUUGAUAUGGCUUGGUAACAUUAGUGUUAAUUGGCUUUUUUGAAAUGGUCAUUACGUUUCUUUUUUUCUUCUUCUUCUUGUGAAUUCUUUAUUGGUGUACUUGUAGCGUAACUUGAACGUUCUUGUCGAUGUAUGUUUGUCAAAAUUCUAUUCAUAUGAAUGACGUGAAGAAAGUGUUAUUUUGAACAUUACUGAUUUACUGUAUUAGUCUUUUUCUU